UGAAACUUUCAUUCGUACCAUUGGUGGUGCUGACCGGUACAACUAGCAAACUUCGCAUUCCGGCACCAGACUUUUUCACGCUGUAAAAGCUGUGAUAGGUUUACUAGACACACCAUUUGCGACUAAUUGUCAGCACGUACGCGAUAAGGUUUUUACGCGAUAACUCACCACGACGCUGCUAGAAAACAAUUGAUGGCGCGACAUUUUUCAUAUUUCUGCCGUUAUUUUGACGUUGGUUUUGGUACAUAGCAGGCAAAAUAUGAAAAAAUCCAUCACAAUGAGCAAAACCCUGACGACAAGCUCAAGCACCUCCCCAGAGAUCCCCCUCCGGAUCGCUCCUGGCCGCCGCAUGUCCGUUCCAUCGUUCCAGCUGGUGGCACAGCUGGCCUGCGUACUAGCAGGAGCCAGCUCAAUAUGGAUUGUUCCGGUGCAGGCACGGAGACGCGACAUUCUCGGUUCCAGCGGCUCGCCUGCGUCGGCGACUCUCACGGCUGCAGGCGGACAGGUAGGAGGCAAAAAUCCAGUCGAGGCAGUACCAGAAAAUGUUCCGACGUCAACAUCAGAUGCAAAAAAGGAACCUCUCGCAUCAACUUCUGCAUCCGAUUCCGGCGGGCUAGUAACGGGUAGCGUGGAAGUGAAGGUGGUCGCGGAAAACGAAGACACGAAGAAGAUCGAGGGCCUGCUCAAGCCGCGCUUGGGAAUGUGCGCCUCCCUGCUGCCGCCCGAGCUCCCGGCACUAGCGCUCUACACGACCAGCGCGAGCGCAACAUCCGGGAAUAGUAAAACCAAGAAAGUGCUGGAGAAACACAAAAGCGAUAAACUCGCGUUUCCCGACACCUCGGACUUCUUGACCGAAAUCAAACUGCUGCCCUUUUUCAACGACGAGUACGUUAAAGCGAACAUGGACAGCACCAGUAGCGGGUCUACUGCUGACGCACGAUCUUUCGGUCGUUUUUCCCCAGGAGCCCCGCAGCCACUUCCGCCCGGAGGUGAAAACGCCGCAGCAACUUCUACCCCUUUGCGGCAGUCGCUGGCGCGCAACAUCGACUUCAAGGAGGUGCACACGAUUACGCACGCGGCCCAGACGCUGACGGGGCAGGUGAGCGCGUCGGUCGGCAUCUAUCCUGAGUAAAAGCGUACCCACACCAGAGUCAGGAUGAGGAUUUUGCAACACAAACCCAGGAGUUUUGUGAGUCACGCAUGACAAGUUGCACUAUGCAGUGUAGUGCAGGUUAGCAAGUGCAGCCGCAUUACAGAUUCAUCUGCUCAUCCUGUUCACAGCAUAACAAAUUCCAAGACACGACUGGAAAUGGCUCUCAUGGGGAAGCGCAUUACAAGUCUUCCUGUCUUUGCAAAUCUGCAUUACAACUCUGGUGUGGGUACGUUUUUACUCAGGAUAGCAUCUCGUGGCUGUUCAAGGUGACGGCCAAGGUCAGUUUCGAGCGCAAAACGCAAAUAUCAACUGUGAAAAUGUCUGGGUCUGGAAGAAUUCGAAUUUGUGAUGCGAAGUCUACAUCAUGAGAAAAUCUGUCAUGCAUGGCUAGCAAAAGGCCCCACUUCUUGUUUCCGAGAGCCGGGAUGUGUCAUGCGGAUUAGGCAUUGGGAUAUCUGCUUAAAAUCUGUGAUGCUAGAGCUUGCAUUCCAGACGAUUUGGGUCAUGCAAAAUCUGCAUGACAGGUCUCGCAUUCUUCCAGACCCAGACAUUUUUGCAGUUGAUAGCAAACCGACACCGACAAAACGGUGGCGGCGGUCACCUGGGAAAACGUGAACAGCGCGGACUUCUUCGCCGCCAACAACAACUGGGGAAGGCGGGACACGGUCCUCGCCGACGACAAAAAUGGAGCUGUCUCGGUCACCUUCGACGGCAUUCCUGUUGGUGGUGGAAAAAAUGUUCAGGAUAAAGUAACAAAACCUCUCCUGUCCGACCUGACCCGGGCGGAGAUCAAGCGGUGCACACACUACAUCUCGCAGGUAACCUACGGAAGUUCCUUCAAGGGCGCGGUAUGUGCGGAAAUCAAGAAUUCCAGCAGUUCCGAGUCGGAGAAGGCGUCGAUCACGCAAAAGGUGCUGGGUAUCGGCGGGCAGCACACCCUGAAGGACGAGACGAAAACGAAGAGCACUCACGUGUCCAACUACAGCGCCAACUUCGUGGUGCAGGGGAAGGUGCUGCCCUACACGUUCGUGGACCCGGCCACCGGCCAGGAGGUGACGAAGACGCCCGAGCCGGUGAAGGAGGGCGAGGACCUGACCAGCGUCACGGUGACCAGCAAAACGGAAAACACCCGGAAGGACGACGAGUUCCACGGGCACGAGGAGAGCCGAAGUUCCUCGUCGCAGGCGACGACCGGGAAAACGACCGCGGCCGUGCCGGAAAUCGCGCGGGGCGCGCACCUGUACCAAUUCCACUCGGCGGCAGAGACUAACGCGUUUCUGGACGCCUUCCAGGACGGCGCGGAGUUGAACGGCAGCGAGACCGGAGACGUGAUCGGCUACACGCUCACCCCGCUGCGGCUCGCACGGGCCCCCGCGGACGCGGAGGAGGAGAGCGACGACGAUUUUGUGGAGGUGUCCGCACUCACCACGGGGCUGGAGUGGGUGCGGCAGCUCACGGUCUCCGAGUAUCUCUCGAUAGUAACCUUGAAGAAGUGGCUGCUGCAAAUCCAAAAGUGGAACCGCGACCAGCCCACGGCCUACUUUCCUUCGGCCGCGUCGGGCGCGGUGUACUACCACGAAGACGGAAAGACGCCACUGACCGUGGCCGAGGUGCAGCAGAAGGUGGACGCGGUGCUGGAGAAGAUGCUGCAGGCCUGCGUGGACCGCGUGAAGGAGCUGCUGCUCCACGUCUACACCUCCGACCCAACGCAGGUCGCGAAUAGCCAGAAGUACUACGCCGAACAUCUCGCGAAGACAAAACGGUUCUUCCAGGCAAGCAAUUCUGCGUGGGCAGGAAUUGUUGUACAAAUUCAAGAUAAAGAAAACAAGGCCCCCGGGGGUAAGAACAAAGUAGUGGACGAAAAGAUUGGGCAGCAGCUGCUUGAGCUCCUGGGCAACGCGGACAGCUUGGUCUCCGAGCCGGAGCUGGCGCUGGCCAUUUUGGACGUGCGGCGCCGAACUUUGGACCACCUGAAGUCGCUGCGGGACGCGAUGCUGCCCCACAGCCAGAUUAACGACUUGGUGGGGCACCUGCCCCGCGUGGACCAGAAAAACGUCUCGCACGACGUGCUCACCGGCGAGCAGUUUCAUGGCGUGACCUACCACGACACGCGCGCGGCCGGACAGGCGUUAGUGGACUACCUGGAGGCGGUGCUGAACGAUGUGGAGGAACGAUUCGACGCGGAGAAGGCGAGCCGCGCCUCCAUGGAGCGGCGGCUGCUGGCGUUGUCGCGCAGCGUGCUGGUCGUCCCCCGAGAGGACUCGCUCACCUUCUACCAAAAUCCGAAAACCAACAAAAAAACGAUCGUGUGGGACGACGACAUCGAGGCGUACCUGGCCGACAGCAACCAAAUUAACAAAACCGAGUACGAAAAGGUGUGCAAACGGGAAGAGAAAACCUUCAGCGAAGCGGAGUGCGAGAAGUUGACCGCGCCGCAGAGACAAAAGUUCACCAACAGCAACCACAAAUUCAACCAGGUGUGCCUGCAGAUCGCGUACUACAAGGGCUGCGAGUCCGUCUUCCAAACCUGGGCGGAGCAGAACCAGGAGCUCAGCCACGGCAACUGGGAGAGCGCUUUAUUCCCUGUCACCGUGCAGCAAGCCGUGACCCGGGUCUUGGCACUGGUGCGGGGGCAAGUGCUCCCGCAGUCAAGUGCAAAAGCCCUGGACGAAGCAGAAAGGGGAAACAAGGACGAACUGUGAGGACGUUGUUGUUUUGUCGUCCCUAUGGGGCGGGGGACGCGUUGUCCUCCUUAAUGAGUUUAUUUUUUCAGUUCACUAACAUUAGUAGCAUUUGUUCCAUUAUUUUGGUCGUCAUUCAUAUAUUUCUGUUUAUUUUGGUUCUUUCAUUCUCAUAAAAGUAGUACCUCUGUCAUCAAUUUCUCCUCAACAUGUUUUGCGAAGGAAAGUCUCCCCAAUACCCCCAGUAGCGAAGUUUUCGUAGCUCUGCCCGCCUGUUGAAAUUACAAACCCAGUAGUGUGCAAUCCUGAGCAAAAAUCAGCGUCUAACUCCGCUAACAGGAUUGAAUCCGCCACAUAGUGUACGAUUUUUCAUUCAACGUAGGAACAAAAAAAAGUCAGACUAAGACGAGACGGAACACAUGAUGUGCAGGAGAGGCUGCACGUGACAAGGACUGGUGAGGUGCUCGUCCCGAUGGCGCAAUGUCCUCGGAAUGAGCGCAAUUUGAAAGACCAAGACACUUGAUCGGGCAGAGAGAGCCAUCAAGGUGGAUUCGUUUUUU
Amoebophrya sp. A120 is the source of this 4394-nucleotide messenger RNA. The record is from the annotation of a GenBank genome assembly. Lineage: Eukaryota; Dinophyceae; Syndiniales; Amoebophryaceae.